GCAAAGGAGCCAGAGGAGGAGCCGAGGGGUGGGCGGGGCCACCACCUAACCAGAUCAACCGGGGUUUCUGAGAAGCUCCUCAGGGGGCAGAAACGUGCAACAGCCGACUGGAGAUCAGCCUGAAGAGCAUGAGCAGACUCUUGCAUGAAAAAAUCCAGCAUGCUUGGCUAUUUCGCCCAACCCCCGCAACCCCAAACUAAGAGACAAAGGAGGAGAGAAAUAUUAGUGCGCACAAGGGAAACUGUUAGGACAGAAAACACAGAUGGAGCCUUUUGCUGAAAACAAUCCUGACGCCCGCGACACUGCCAGCCCGGCCGGGCCCAGCCCCGCAGAAGACCCCCACCCCGCUCAGGCAUGCGGGGUGUUCGGCGCGCAGGGCCGCACCCAGCCUGAGGAGCAAGCCCUGCCGGGCGCGGGGCAGGUGUGAGACGAGCCCAAGCCCGCGCUGCGCCCCCGACGCUGGGAGUGGCCCAGCCCCGGCGUCGGGCUGAGGAGCCUGCAGCGCCACCCCCGGCCGAGCCGGGGCCUGCAGGGCGCACGCGCAAAAGUACGCAGCCAGCGCUCCUUCCCCUCCGCCGGGCUAAGACGCACAUGCGCGUGAAGAUCCGGAACGGGGAGGAAGCGACGUAACCUUGUUGACGUAGCACUGCGGCAGGAAGAUGCGCGUGGACGUCUGGGGUUCCGGUUCCGGUUCCGGGGUCACGGUGGAAGGGCCUCAAGUCAGCAGCGGGCAGCAGUGCCCUGUGCGGAGCGGCCGUCGUCCCUCCUCUCCCGGCGUGGCGCCAGGCCCGGAGCGCGGCGGGAGGAGCCGCCUGCAGCGCCCGGCCCAGGCUGAGCUGCUAAAACACAAACCAGUAUCAAGAUGCCUAUAGUGAAGGCAGGGGGUGGAUCAGUCCGUAAAACAAAGAAAAUUUCUGUGAAAACUUCUUUAAAUAACCCAUAUGUUAUCACAUGGCGUACUCUAGAGGGAGAAGAUGUGCACUUUAUACUACAGACCUUGGAAGAAAGGAUUAAAUGUACUGGACUUAAAAAGAUUGAAGUUGCAAGCAGAAAAAAAAAUUCUAAUGCAAUAAAACAAGCCAAAAAAACCUGUGAUACUAGUGCUAGUGAACUUCUAAAGGAGAAAGAAAAGGAAGGCACUCAACAAGGGUGGACUGACUUAAAUAUCAGGAAGCAGCUUGCCAUUGGAGUUAAUGAAGUCACAAGAGCUUUGGAAAAAAAUGAACUUCUUUUAGUGCUGGUAUGUAAAUCUGCAAAACCUGCUCUGAUCACUUCGCACCUUAUUCAGCUGAGUGCAAGUCGAGCGGUUCCAGCUGGCCAGGUCCCACGUCUUAGUGAAAGCAUAGCUCCUGUUCUUGGUUUAACCUCUGUUCUAGCACUGGGCUUUAAAAGGAACUCUGACAGCUUUACUGAAGUAGUAGAAGCUAUAAUUACCAGGAUUCCUACCUUGGAUGUACCAUGGAUUCACCAUGGAACUGAGCAGUCUGUGCCAGAUGCAAAUACUGGUUCUCUGGAAAUAGAAGCUUCCGAGCUUAUGGACACUUCAGUGGAGGAGUUCUCCCUAAGCCAAAAGCGGAAGCAUACUGAAAGUUAUACACCAGAUGCACCAACUGUAACUUUACAAACCCUCAAAGUUAAAAAGCUUGUUCCAAAUCCAAAUAAGAUAAGGAAACCCCCCAAAAAGAAAAAACGCAUUUCAAAAUAAAAUAACUCUUUCAGGUUCUUUCAUUAAGGGUGAAGUGACUUUUUUUUAAUGCAGUGUGAGAAACUGCUGUCUGUAACUAAAACCCUAACAAUUUAAUUAAACUUAAAGAUACCAAGCCAUUUGACCAAUGCAAAAUGAGAUCAACUAAUAUAUUUACACAGUUGUAAAACUUUUUUCCUGUUUAGAAAUUAAAUUGUAAAUCUGUGUAAAUAGUGACUUCUCUUCUAAUUUGUGUUUGGAAAGCUUGGGUUUAAGGAUGACUAUUAUUAAGUACUUAAAAUAAGAGAGAUGGUUUUGUACAAGACAUGCAUUGUAACAAGUGGCAUGCAAAAUUAAUAUUUUCAGGAAGUAAUAUAGUUUGAACAGAAACUAUGGCAUUACAUGUUAUUAUUCAAACAAAGGAAUAUCAAAAUUGAAGUUUAUUCAAACAUA
Messenger RNA from Alligator mississippiensis (American alligator), 2137 nucleotides. It is a transcript of the gene RPP38, whose product is annotated as ribonuclease P/MRP subunit p38. Gene Ontology annotation, cellular component: ribonuclease MRP complex; nucleolar ribonuclease P complex; fibrillar center. The transcript has 2 exons. Gene Ontology annotation, biological process: tRNA 5'-leader removal. The record is from RefSeq and is a predicted model, not a curated record. Gene Ontology annotation, molecular function: ribonuclease P activity; ribonuclease P RNA binding. Lineage: Eukaryota; Metazoa; Chordata; Crocodylia; Alligatoridae. The coding region runs from base 863 to 1705 and encodes 280 amino acids.